AUGAGGAAGCUCAUGUUCUCCCCCAAGUCUGGCAAGCCCAAGAAGCUGACACGCCACGACAAAGAAACUCCAAGCCCGCCCAGGACAGCCGAUUCCUCUAUAUCCAGACUAUCCAUCGAUGAACCAUUCAGAUCGCCCAGACCAAGCCUAAGUUCUGCUUCCCCGGGGACUGCAAACUCCAGGGGCGCUGCCACCGAUAGCCUGUUGACCCAGGAGUUGAAACCCCCACACAGCUCCCCUUCCGAACGUCGCCCGUCCUCAGCCCUGGCUCCUGACGUCUCCAACGGCACGCCCCGGAGGAUGGCAUCGAUUCGGCCCGUCACAAGCUUCGACGACGGACCUCCACCCCCAGCCGACUCCUCCCUAGAGGCCUCACCUUCGCUUUCCAACGGUCGCUCAAACUCGGUGCUCUCAAGUUCUCCAAACAGCAACGCCAGUGCAAUGUCACCUACAAUGGAGAGAAGGCAACAUGACCAGAAUGGCACGUCAGACAGGAUACCAGCCGGCCGCCUAAGGCCCAAGAUAUCAGCGCAAUAUUUGGCCAACGCAAGCCACGAUGGAGGUCGACGCGCCAUCUCUCCAAGACCAGUCGAGAUACCACAGAGGGACAGCAGCAUUGGAGGGGCUGAGCGGUCAGCAGCCAAGGCAAACGCGGAUGGGCAAGACGAAGCCGGGUUUGACUCGGCAGUAGGCAAGGCUGCACUAGGAAAGACUGGCCGUGUCAUGAACAAGCUUAUAUCUGAGAAUGAGGCGCUGAAGCGAGACCUACGGAUUGAGAAGCUCAACUCGGAGGAAUCCAGACGGGAGGCCAAACUUCUCCAGGACAAAAUGGAGAGGAUGGUUGCGGACUAUGAGAGCCGCCUGCUGGAGGCCAACGUCACCAAAACCCUGCUAGCCAGGAAAGAGCGUCAGGUCGAGGGCUUGCAGGGAGCUGUAGAACUCGAGAAGAAGCGAACAACCGAUGCUCAGAGUAGAGAACGGACUUGGAAAGAAGAGAUGGAGAAGAUGCGAGACGAGACGACUAGGAAGGUCGAGGAUGCCACAAGUCAUGCAGCGCUGAUGGAAGGCCGGUACAACGCCAUCAGCAGCCACUGGAAAGAUCAAGGGGAGGAGGUCAAGCGCGCUACAACGAAGAUGGGCAAAGAGGUAGCCAGCCUGGUUGCUGAGAGGAAAAAGGAUGAUGAGAAGAUCACGACCUUGAGGGAUCUCUGCGACCAGCAGGACGGAAACAUCAAGGACUUGCUGCAACAGAAGGAUGCUCUCGCGCGACAGUUCGAAGCCUACAAGAAGGAGCAAGAGGCUCUGCUACAAAACAUCAAGGCGAACGCGUCCAAGACCGAAGAGGACCAGCAACGUAUGCUACUGGAGGCCAAGGAGACGCUCGACAAGCUGAAAUGGGCGCUGAACAUCAAGGAAAACGUCAAAUGGGCCAAGUGA
Messenger RNA from Diaporthe amygdali, 1437 nucleotides. RefSeq lists its product as uncharacterized. The record is from RefSeq and is a predicted model, not a curated record. Bases 1 to 1437 code for a protein of 478 amino acids. The transcript has a single exon. NCBI's taxonomy places the organism in Eukaryota, Fungi, Ascomycota, Sordariomycetes, Diaporthales, Diaporthaceae.